AUGAAAGAAAAGAGCUUUGUUGAAUGUCAGGAAAGCACAUCGAUCAAAUUCGAAUGGACUCUCAAGGGUCUCAAGGACGUUUUUGAUGCAAGUCCAGGAGAAUCGAAAUCAAAGGCGAUCAGGUCCGCCCUAUUUGGUGGCGGCCGAUGGCAGGUGAGAUAUCCGCAAUCGUACCCGGAUGUGAUGACAAUCCCCACGCCUGUCCAGGUGCUAUUCUAUGCCAACUCCGGCAGCAAUCCAGAGGGUGCAUCAUUCGUGAGCCUCUAUUUGUCGUGUGAGCCAACCUUAGAAGAGAAGGCGGGCGCGAUAAACGGAAGAUGGAGUCGAGAAGGCUUGUAUAAGUUUGGAUUUGACCUCCAUGACGCACAGAGAAAAUACGGCAGUAAAGAGUGUGGCGAUAAUGCCUUUUCACACAAGACCCAAAAUUGGGGAUGGGCGCAUUUUGCUCGAAGAGAUAACGUCUUUAGCCAAAUCUUCCGUGCCAAACCGCAGGACGCACUCGUGAUAACAUGUACCAUUACGACUUCCCCUACCCCACCAGUUGGACCACCGUCUAUCCCCCUUCAGCCUGUACCAAAGGAUUUUCUUACCGUAUUAGGUAGUCUUCUUGACGACCCGACAUACUCAGAUGUGGAAUUUGUCCUACCUAAUCGAAAUCGAGUACAAGUGAAUACGAGAAGGAUAUAUGCUGCUCGAAAAAUCUUGCAGAGAGUCGAGUACUUUAGAACUAGAUUUGCGGAAGGCAACUCGCCUCUCCAGGCACUGCAGCAUGAAGUUGACCGUUCUUCAGAUCCGGAGUCUCAGCAGACAAUAUCAGGCGACUACAUAGCUCGCCAAUAUGAAGACUCGGACGACGAGGACGAAGAUGAAGACGCUAUGUCCAUUGAUGUUGAUGUCGACUUCGCCAAAGAACACAGCCAGGAGGCCGACGUUUCCAUCACAUCGAUUGACAAUACGCGUACUGACCCAUCGAGUUCUUGGAUUCCUAUAUCCGAACAUGAACAAGACGAAAACUCGCUCCAAAGUUCUGUGGAUGAUAUCAAAGAGGCUCGAAACGUGCGCGCUAAAAUAACACAUCCCUCUUCUCCAAGGAGUAGCAGGAUGCAUCUAGACCAGCCGGAAAUCGACUACUGCGCUCCCUCGAGAGAACCCGAUAUUCCUGGACCGAUCAAAGUGCCAGUAGUAGUGCGAGAUGUUCCGUAUGCAACUUUUCGCGCACUGCUCUAUUAUGUAUAUACAGAUACGAUCGUUUUUGCUCCGCUUUCGUCCAGCUUCCUUCCAUCCACUGCUGUUCAAACUUCGGAUACUCCCCCGCUUGUAGAAGUGGGUCAGUCUAGUUCGGAAUCCCAGUCCAACCUAGCCUUCAGUCAACGCUCCAGCCAACAACCCGAGACUAUCGCUACGACGUCAAAUCCGCGAUCACGAAAAGCGUGGAUCACACAGUGGGAGCAGAAGAAUGGUUAUACCGGAAACCCCCGGCCUUGUUCUGCCAAAGCGGUCUUCAGAUUAGCAGACAGGUAUGACCUACCCGAGCUGAAGCAGCUUGCCUUUAAGCACAUAGUCAAAUCACUGACCGUCGACAACGUGGCAUACGAAGUGUUUUCUAAUUUCUCCGCUGCCUUUGAAGAUAUUCGCAAGGCGAUGCGCUUCUUCCUGGACAACUGGGGGGAAAUCCGAGGAUCGGACUCUAUGCGCAACGUCUGGCAACAAAUCAGGCUCGGAAGACACCCUGGCUUUGAAGAAGUCUGGCCGGUCAUCGCGCUGAACCUGGAGUUCAAGGUCCAGCCCCGCGAAGGCGAUGAAGAAAUAGAGUCUUAG
Messenger RNA from Fibroporia radiculosa, 1818 nucleotides. RefSeq lists its product as uncharacterized. Lineage: Eukaryota; Fungi; Basidiomycota; Agaricomycetes; Polyporales; Fibroporiaceae. The coding region runs from base 1 to 1818 and encodes 605 amino acids. Gene Ontology annotation, molecular function: ubiquitin protein ligase binding. Gene Ontology annotation, biological process: regulation of proteolysis; proteasome-mediated ubiquitin-dependent protein catabolic process. Gene Ontology annotation, cellular component: cytoplasm. The transcript has 12 exons. The record is from RefSeq and is a predicted model, not a curated record.